Maylandia zebra (zebra mbuna) is the source of this 2000-nucleotide messenger RNA. The record is from RefSeq and is a predicted model, not a curated record. Lineage: Eukaryota; Metazoa; Chordata; Actinopteri; Cichliformes; Cichlidae.
GUCACAUUACACUGUCAGGCACCAGCAUCUGCCUCAGUUCAUCACUGUUAUUUUUAUACUGGGGAGCAACAAAGUAACAAAGGCAACUCGUGUCUACAGACACUGACAGGAGCUGAACUGCUGUUUAUGUCACAUCAGAGAUCACCUGCUGAGGUCAAAGUCAGAUGCUUUUACACAGUGAAAUAUGGAGCUGUGAAUUCUCCUUCACCGCACAGUGACACAUCCUCCAUCACCAUACAAAUUUCCUCACCUGAGCUUCAAGGACAAGGUCAGAAACCAGAGAUGAGUGUUCAGCAUUUUAAUGGAGAAUAUGUUCUCAUCACAUGCUCUCUGCCUGGAUCUGUGAAAAAUGAUACAAGAUGUAAUUUGUACUUUGGAGAAGCAAGUCGUCCAGUCCUAAAUCCAACUGUCUCCAAGGAAAGCAGGAGAAAAACCAAACAGAGGUGCUGCCAGUUUUAUGUCCCAGUUGCUGAUUUUUUGAAGCAUCUACUUCUUGUUCAACAAAAGGAUGCCAGCUGUGAUUACAGUUUGGAAAGUGAACCCAAGUCUUUGUCACCUCGCAGUGAUCGAUACAACAUGACAGAUAUUUUGGCAAAAGAAUGCACAAUGUCACCAUGUACCAUGACCACAGCACAACUGAGUCUCAGCAAUCCCAGUGCUUCCAAUAAUACCACUCCUGUAACCCCACCAUCAGAAGUUCCAAAACUUCAAAAGCCUGAAUCAAACCAUACCUCAAACAAGAAAACAUCAGCAGAAUCAAGAGCGACCACCACAAAGUCAACAUCUACCACAGCCACAGCUAUUCUGGAAAGUGAAUCACCAAAGAUCAACAAACCGUCAUCUAUCAUGUUUACAGAAUCAAGUCUCAACAAACCCAGUACUUUAACUUCUACCACUUCAGUGAACUCACUAUCAGAUUCAAACAAGAAUGAUACUACAGGGAAAGUCGAAGAGUCAUUAUGGAAUUUGGCAGCAGCUGUGACAAGAAAUGGAAUAAUUAUGGGCAUGAUCCUACUGGUACUGGGGCUUCUUAUACUCAAAAGAACUGUUGAGGAGAACCUAAACGUGCAACAGAUGAAAAAUGAAAAUUCUGACAUUUACCAUGUGUACGCCACCAUCUCUGAGGAAACAGAUGCACCAGAUUCACAGGAUACGAUUUAGAGCAUGCUGAUGCACACUGAAACAUUUUGGUGAUUUUGUCAGUAAAGUGUAUUUAAAGGGUUUUAAUUCAUGUAAAAGUCAGAAACGUUUUACAGGUAGUAGAUAUUUUUUGCAAAUAGUUUUGUUGUAGAUUAUUUUUUUUAAGGAUAAUUGGCAUGAUCAUGCAGUUUUCAGCUUUUGCAUUUUUAAUAAAUGCUUUUAGAUCUUCAUUAUUUUGUUUUAAGUAACUGUAAUUUGGAAGAUGAUAGUCAUAACAUCUGAGUCAUUUCCAAACUUAGAACUGUGGAUACUGUUGCCAUAUAAUAAGAUAUGCUUCUUUCCAAAUUGUCCACCUUUUAAACAAUUGCUGCUUUUAAAAAUUAGCUAAUAGACAAUGUGUAUUUAUUUUAAUGGUGUCAUUUGCAUUUCAAAUUGUGUUAUUCAACUGUUUUUUAAGGUGGAGUGUAUUUGUUUUGUGUUAAUACAAACUAAAGGGGAAAACAACAUAUUAAACGUGUAUCUACAAACUGUCAACUGACAACACAAAAUGUUCUUCCAAAACCUGCCUGGAAAAGGUCAAAGGAUUUAACUGCAUGUCCUUUUCAGUUUUCUCUUGGUAAUGAAAAAAAUAAUCCCGUUUUGUUUUUUUAAAGUUAUAUUGACACAUUUUGAAGUAAAGGAUUUUGCCUAAAUAUUAAAAAAGCCAAUCUUGACUUCAAUCGCAGGUCUCAGAAAUUGUGGAUUUGAAUGUCCAAAAAUGUAUCUUCCAUUUAAACCCUGUACUAUUGCCAUGUCACACUUUGGAAUGGAAAACCAUAUUCAGUGAAACAAAAAUAUUUAUUUUGUUUAUAUAAUUUAUU